AUGACAGAUAUUAGUACAAUUGAACAAAUGACUGUGUAUAAGAUAUGUAGAUCUUGCUGGAUUAUACGAGAAGAUUUUGUAGGUUUUGUUGAAAUGAACUCAACAACAGGUUUAGCAAUAAAAAAUUCAAUUUUAGAUAAGCUUAAAGAUAUUCGUUUAAGUAUAAACAACCUCAGAGGGCAGGGAUAUGAUGGUGGUGCAAAUAUGUCGGGGAAAAAUAAUGGUGCUCAAGCUCUAAUUCAAAAUGAGCAACCACUUGAUUUCUACACACAUUGUUUCAGCCAUUCAUUAAAUCUUUGUCUGUCUAAAGCUUGUAAUAUUCCAUCUAUUAUAAAUAUGUUGGGAAUCGUGUCUUGCGUUGCUACUUUUUUUAGUGCAUCUGCAAAAAGAGCUGAUAAACUAAAGUCAGUUAUUGAAGCAGGCACAACUAGUAAUUCUGAACAAAGUAAAAAAAUGAAAUUAAAGAAACUGUGUGAAACUCGGUGGGUGGAACGUCAUGAUGCUCUAAUAACAUUUAAGAGCUUAUACAUAUACUUAGUUCAUGCACUUGAAGAUCUACAGAAUGAUACUAAUCCUGAAACUUCGUGUAAAGCCACAUUGUACUUAAAUUCUAUUAUGAAAAGUGAUUUUUUAGUGUCACUAGAAGUCACUGUUACUGGUUUUUCAUAUACAUUGCAACUUAGUAUAUCAUUGCAAAGUAAGCAGCAAGAUUUGUCAAAGGCAUUGUCUGAUAUAAUGGUGGUUCGAUGCGCAUUAGGGGAGCUUCGAGAAAAUGCAGAUGUUAACUUUAAAAAAAUGUUUAAAGAUAUCGUUGAAUUUUCAGCAAAAGUUGAUGUCGAAAUAAGUAUGCCACGAGUUUGUGGACGACAAACUCAUAGAGUCAAUAUAAAUGUAACCAAUCCAGAAACAUAUUUUAAAAUUUUAGUGUAUUUGCCAUUUCUUGAUUAUAUAAUUCAAGCUUUGCAUACACGAUUUGAUGAUAGACUAUCUGAUGUUAUGCCUCUGGAAGGACUGAUUCCAUCAAAUUUUAGUUUUUAUGAUGAUGAUUCUAUUUUAAAGGCAGCUAUGAUUUAUGAAAAAGACCUUACAUAUUGUGAUAGUUCAUGUCUUAGAGCUGAACUACAUAUGUGGAGAUGUCAGUGGUAUAAUUAUUAUGACAAACCACAAUCAGUUAUUGAUACACUACCUCACUGUACUAAUCUAUUACCAAACAUCCAGGUACUGUUCAGACUGUUUGCCACUUUGCCAAUUACUUCUGCUACUCCAGAAAGAUCAUUUUCAACUUUGAAACGUUUGAAAUCCUACUUAAGGUCGACCAUGACAGAGGAGCGUCAAGCAAACACCGAUCGAACUAAAUUAGAUAAAGUUGAUAAUAAUUUGAGCGGAUCAGCAGUGUUUAAUUAA
Myzus persicae (green peach aphid) is the source of this 1404-nucleotide messenger RNA. Its product is annotated as 52 kDa repressor of the inhibitor of the protein kinase-like. Bases 1 to 1404 code for a protein of 467 amino acids. Gene Ontology annotation, molecular function: protein dimerization activity. The transcript has 2 exons. Lineage: Eukaryota; Metazoa; Arthropoda; Insecta; Hemiptera; Aphididae. The record is from RefSeq and is a predicted model, not a curated record.